Messenger RNA from Cyclocybe aegerita, 1137 nucleotides. Lineage: Eukaryota; Fungi; Basidiomycota; Agaricomycetes; Agaricales; Hemipholiotaceae. The record is from the annotation of a GenBank genome assembly.
AUGUGGGCCGAGAGUCUAGCCAAUGGGAUCGCACUCGGCAACACCCGAGAUGACAUCUUCGACGGGCACCUGGCCGCUCGCCCCUUCAGCAACUCACAAAGGGAAGAACGUGUUGCUCCGGAUUCCACCCUCCCAUCCCCUCUGACGCUUUCAAAAGGUUAUUCACCCGACAUCGUUCGAUGCCACCCACACCCGCGCCGUGAGCCCCUCCCCUCCAACCCUCCAACAGGGAUACCCCAUCGACAUGGGCAACCUCCAACAUCGGACGUCGAGCCAGCACCACCCUCAUCUCCCAUUUUUCUGAGAUGCAGACGCGACGGUCGAGGGCGCGAGGAGGUCAAGCACCAACACCCAGGGGGCGACGAACGUGGUCACCCCACGAGCACGAGCAUGGCAAGCUACAGCACGAUGAACGCCAAGAUAGGGCACGACGGGCAUGAGCAUAACGGGCGCAAAUGCAAGUCGCCCGCCCAGAGCAGCCUCAAGCACGAUGAGGACGGGCACGGCGAGCAGGAGGCCAGCGAGUGGUGCAGAAGCAGCUCAAACACGUGUUGCUUCACAGCCCGCCAUCUCCUACCCGUCCUAUAUGAUCGACGCGUGCUCCCACUGUCGAAUACGACAAGGCGGGCGCUAGCACGGCGACGAGGCAAACGCGAACGCGACAGCGAUCGGUCGAACAGGAGCAUGACACGGCGAGCAGGAGGUGGGACCGGACACAACGAGCAGGGGGGCAGGUACGAGGGCGCGGAGGAGGAUCUGUUCGAGCACGGGCCCAACACGGGGGCAAGGUCUGUUGGACCUGCUGCCCCUCUGCUCGAAUGUGGGGUCUGCCGGUGUCCGACGACCGACGACCUCGACCAAUCCGAGAACAGCAAAGACCGAGCAUGGGGCGAACACGCGCUCGGUGGCCACAAGCACGGCGACGGCCGCAAGCACGAGCAUGGCGAUGCCAGCUGCGGCGGCGAAACAGGUGUCCUCACCAGUGAGUCCCCAUAUCUGACCCUCCUGUUUGCCUCGUUCCACCCCUCCUCGCAUACCACCUCCGCAUCCGAAACCAGCCCCCGCCUCACCUCUACCCACGCCCAUCCGUUUCAACCAACAACGAACAAGAGCGAUGGCCGGCGCGCAAACGAGUAA